Messenger RNA from Penicillium waksmanii, 1371 nucleotides. RefSeq lists its product as uncharacterized. The record is from RefSeq and is a predicted model, not a curated record. Lineage: Eukaryota; Fungi; Ascomycota; Eurotiomycetes; Eurotiales; Aspergillaceae. Gene Ontology annotation, molecular function: zinc ion binding. The transcript has 2 exons. The coding region runs from base 1 to 1371 and encodes 456 amino acids.
AUGAAUAUCCAGGACUUUCUGGCUUUCGACCCCGAGGUCAACAGCGACCAUGACAUGCCAGUCGACUUGCGCUCCCUUGACUUCGUCUCCAGCUACGACUCACAUCUGAUGUGCCCAAUCUGCCAUUGUCCUUUAAUUCAACCGGCACGCCUGCAAUGUGAUCAUGUGUUCUGCCAGAAAUGCCUUCGAUCCGCAAUCACCACCUUCCGCUCGGCCGAUUCGGAAGAGUUCCCGUGUCCCUCUUGCCGAACCCCCACCAGCCAGGUCUCGACGAACGUUCCCCGACUUUUAAUAAAUAUGUGCGACGAGAUUCAAGUGCGGUGUCCCUUUCUGGCGGAGGGCUGCCAGGAAAUCGUUCCGCGAGGCCAUGUCCAGUCGCACGUGGAUAAAUACUGCGGGUAUCGGCCCAUGCCGUGCCCGGAUGAGUCCUGUGAUAAGAUGACCCGGAAAAAGGAUCUUCUGCGGGAGGAAAGAUGCAUGCAUAGCUAUUAUCGGUGCUCGCGUUGCGAGCAGGAUAUAAUGGAACAAGACUACGAGGAACAUGAUAAAGAGCUAUGUCCUAGUCUCGAAACGACCUGCGUGGAUUGUGGGACUACAAUCCCGCAGCGAGAGCUGAAAAAACAUAUUGAAACUUGCGCCGAAGUUGUAAGCUCUUGUGUGGCGUCCAAAUACGGUUGUACAGCCAAGAUCCGACGGGCAGAAAUCGCAACCCAUGAACAGUCUUGUCCACUAGUCUCUAUCGGACCAUAUUUCGAGUCCCAGAACACCCGGCUAAAUUCUCUUGAAUUGACAAUGCGACACCUCCAACAAAGAAAUGAAAUAUUCGAGGACGGACUUUCAAAUAUCCGCUCUAAAUUGCUCGAGUCUGCCCGCGCGAGUGAGGGGCAUCGUGGUAGCGGUAGAGCUGCUGCUGAUGGCGAAAGAGGCGGGCAGAACCAGGUUGACGACCUUGAUGACUCGACGAACUCUUCAAACGUCUUCUCAUCCAAUGCCACGACAUACCUUCUCUCGCUCCAUGAAUCGUUGCGUGAGGAAGUCAGUCAAAUGUCACAUGCUCUCACAGAUCUCGACGCUCGUGCUAGCAUGACGAUCAUGAAUGAAUGUCUUCGGAUCAAAGAGGAUAUGGCUCACACAAACGCUGCUGUCAACAGCGUUCGUAUGCAAGUUCAGUGGCUCAUGAAUCCCCGUCUUCACAAUGGUGCUCGAGCAGGAGGCAUGCGCACUAAUGCCAGCACUUCUGGUACAGAAUCGCCUCGCUCGCAGUUGACAUCAACUUCCGCACCGGGGCCUAGCCAAGCCGCCGGCCCGUCUUUGGGACCACUUCGGCCUCGGAGGCCAAGCGAUAGUGGGCGUGAAGGAACAAAGCUGUAA